Messenger RNA from Suillus clintonianus, 414 nucleotides. RefSeq lists its product as uncharacterized. The transcript is spliced from 5 exons. The record is from RefSeq and is a predicted model, not a curated record. NCBI's taxonomy places the organism in Eukaryota, Fungi, Basidiomycota, Agaricomycetes, Boletales, Suillaceae. The coding region runs from base 1 to 414 and encodes 137 amino acids.
AUGCUUGAGGUGGCUAAAGAGCAAGCAUGCAAACUGAUAAGCUCGUUGGAGAACGUAAGACCAGGCAUGAGACCGUGUUCCUUGAGCCAGAAUAUGGACACGAAGGGACUCGGAGCCCAAGAAUAUGCCUUCCGCGGCACGAAGAAGGCGAGGACGUUUGAGGCAAAGCGAUGCUUAUUGAGACGCUUGCAAUUCCACAUAUCCUACCCCCGUCUUCUCCUACUGCUCAUUCCACCCACCACUAAGAGACUUCAACCAUCAUGGGAUGAGUUGCUCGAUCAUGGAGAUGAACAAUUCGAACUGUCCUUCCCACCCGUUCAUGGUGUCAAUCCUUCGCUCACGCUGAAGGCCACUGUUGUACAUGCUAGCGAUACUCGGGACGGCGCACUACUUGACGCGAGUGACCCAGUUUGA